AUGAAUGUCCAACUUAAUCUUCUAAAACCCGCCCGCCCAACUACAAUCUACACAAACUCAACUCCUACAAAUUCAACUCCUACAAACUCAAUUCAUAGCUAUCUCAAAAAGUUUAAGUUGGGAAUCUCUAAGUCAGAGAUAAAUAUGGCCAGAAUAAAGCAACAAACAGUUUUAUUAACUUUAGCUCAUCUUACUAUGUCAAGGUCAGUUCAGUUCAGUUCAGAACAGUACAAGCCAAGACAAUGUAAGGAAAUAGAGAUGUAUUGGGUUUCCGAACCCCCAUAUAUUGAGAAUGUGCUAGCAAACCAGUUUGUCCCAGUUAGGAAGGGAUUGGGUUGGGGUGGUUUAUGUGCUGCCAAACGAUCACUAUCCAUUGUUCAGGCGACCAACCGGAUUACUACUUAG
This is a messenger RNA of Nematocida homosporus, 405 nucleotides long. RefSeq lists its product as uncharacterized. The transcript has a single exon. NCBI's taxonomy places the organism in Eukaryota, Fungi, Microsporidia. The coding region runs from base 1 to 405 and encodes 134 amino acids. The record is from RefSeq and is a predicted model, not a curated record.